Gymnodraco acuticeps is the source of this 6844-nucleotide messenger RNA. It is a transcript of the gene greb1, whose product is annotated as growth regulating estrogen receptor binding 1. NCBI's taxonomy places the organism in Eukaryota, Metazoa, Chordata, Actinopteri, Perciformes, Bathydraconidae. The record is from RefSeq and is a predicted model, not a curated record. Gene Ontology annotation, biological process: multicellular organism development.
GUUAACAGAAUAUUUUUUUCAGGACACCAAUGGGGAACUCCUAUGCAGGCCAGCUGCGGACCACGCGCUUUGAGGAAGUCCUCCAUAACUCCAUUGAGGCAUCGCUGAGAUCCAACACCGUGGUGGCCCGACCUGUGUUCUCACAGCUUUACCUCGAGACAGAGCAGCCAUUGACACAUAAUGGUCGUACAGAGAAUGACGAUGACGACGAUGAAGAUGGCUCUGAGUCUAACAGUCCUCCACUACCCUAUCAGAUGAAGACCCCACCUGAAGGAUGUUGCACAACAGAUGGCUUCUGUCAGGCUGGCCGGGACCUGCGUCUGUCCUCACUGGCAUCAGAUCCCUUGGAUGUGUCCGCUGGGUUCAUGUUGGUGGGUGUGAAGUCCCCCUCCCUCCCGGAGACCCUGCUGGUGUGUGCCGUGGACCGCCGCUUCCUUCCAGACGAACGGGGUCACAACGCACUGCUAGGCUUCUUAGGAAACUGUAUGGGCUGCGGUGAGAAAGGCUUUCGUUAUUUCACUGAGUUCUCCAACCACAUUAACCUGAAGCUCAGCACCCAGCCCAAGAAACAGAAGCACUUGAAGCACCAUCUGUACAGGAACAACCAGGGCGUGCUGGUGAAAGGAGCUCCCAUCUGCUGGAGGGGACACGAUGGCAGGAUGAGACAGACGGUGUCCAUUCUCCCAGAAGGCCAUGUUGCAUCAGAUGAACCGCCACCAAACACGGCACCUACACUCCCUUUACACACACCUGGUGGCUACACAGCAGGAUCAAAUUCGGACCCGGUUAAUCUGCCACAAGUAGCUGAUGCCCCCCACCCGCUGACAAAUGGCAUCCAUGUUGCUCCCUCCGUCGCCCAGCCAUCUUUAAAUCAGUCGGGACCUGGGAGACCCUCAGCUACAGGGUCCCAUGCAAACGCUGGUCCUCCAAAAAAGAGGCAUAAGGGCUGGUCGCCUGAGUCCUCUGCCAACAGUGUGACGGAGAGCGCUGUGAAGACCCCACCAUCUUCAUCAGCCUCAGCAGCAUCAUCCAUGUCCUCUCUCCUCACAAAUGGAGCCAGAUCAGAGACUGCAGCCCCGCUGAGUUCCUCGCAGGCUUCCUUGACCCUACUUUCUCCACCAGGGCUGGCAGUAACAAUCCCUGAUCAGCUGCUGCACACCUGCAGACUGCAACCUGUCAUCUUCAAAGGGCAUGGCUCUCUGCCUCAUCUGACUGGAAACAUCAGUGAAGUACUCCUCAGUUCUCUGCUCCAGAGCUGUUACCUGAGCUCCCAGACACUCCCCAGAGUCUACCAGCACUACGGACCAUCACCCAUUCAGCCAUUGUCAACAGAGAUGCAGAUUCUUCUCACAGUCUACUACCUUGUUCAGCUAGGUCCUGACCAGGUGCCCCUGAUAGAGGACUUGGAGCAGAUAUUCAUGAGGUCAUGGAGGGAGUCUCACCUCAGCGAGAUCAGACAGUACCAGCAGCCUCAAACACCGGCCAGCCAAGGGAGGCACUACGGCAUAGAGACCUCUUCCAUCCUGCCUGGGCUCCCCCAGCAUCUGUCCCUACUUCCCCAGAGCCAACAACCUUUGACCCCCAGUCAGCUUCCUUGGCUGGCCCAGCUGGCUGCGUCGUCUUGUGGAGAGGGCGUGGUGGUUUUAGGGGAGAAGAUUGGUUCUUUGGCUCAAGGACUUCAGCAAACAGUCAGCAGGUUGAUGGAAGGACGUCUUGAAAACACCAACUACGUGGCCAUUAUCGUCACUGUACCGGGACAGGAAACUCAGUCCUGUGUGGUCGUCACAGGUAAACACCAGUGUCGUGCCUUGGCAGAGAGUAUGUACUCUCCCAAUGAGGGUCUUAAAGAAAUAAACCACCAGCUCUCCCUUGGUGCUGCCCAGGAACUCAUCCACUACUGCAAUUCUCUCGGACAGGACGGUGAUUUGGAUUCCCUGCUGGAUAGUGCCACCUUAGACAGCAACGAGCCCUCUCCCUUAUCCAGUUGUUUGGACUCAGCUGAAGAGAAGAGUCUUAAAACUACACACAGUCCCAAAGACACACCCAGUCCAAAGAAUUCAAAAGACUCACCCAGCCCUAAAGGGAGAGCUUCAAGUCCCAAAGACACCUGUUCAGAAUACUCCGUAAAGUGGCGUGAGGUUCGUCCCAUCCAGCUGGCGGUGGCCAGAAAGCUGCUGUCCCAUGUCUGUGCCAUAGCAGACUCCAGCACACAGAACCUGGAUCUUGGCUCCUUCGACCGGGUCAGCUUCCUCAUCCUGGUCCCGCCCUCUGAGGUCACAUUUCAGCAAACUGUUUUCCACCUCUGGAGCUCUGGUGUCCUUCAGGAGCUGGGGGGUUUAGACCAGGAGUGUGUGUCUCAACGGGAGGCUGAGCGAUAUGUGGUCAAGAUGGACCAGAACGCUCAGGCACGAAUUGAAAACCUCAUCCAGGAAGCACAAAGCAACUCCUACACACUCUACAUCCUGGUCCAUGACCACGCCCACUGGGACAUUAACAGUAACUCAGAUAGUGGACUGGGUCUGGUGGAUCAGCUGUUAAACUCCCGUCAGGUCAGAGAUGCUCCAAACAUCCUGAUUCUCCACGUCACCUCCUUCCCCUUCGCUCUGCAGACACAGUAUACCCGCAUCAGUCCCUACAAUGAGAUCCACUGGCCUUCUGCAUUCAGUAAUGAUGUGGACCUGUAUCAUGAGAAGACGCGCUACUUUGGUGUGUCGGAGCUUUUAGAGUCGACCCGCUCAGGGAGCAGUCUGCCUCUGAUGCGUUAUGAUUCAUCCUUUGAAAGCAUGGCAUCUGCUCUGGAAGAAAGGUUUCCUAAAUUGCACAGCUCUGUGAUCCGGACCACAGUUUUGAUCCAACACUACUGUGUGGCUCUGAUGGCUGCAUCCGGCAAAAUCGGCAGCUCCCACAAUCUCCACAAACACACAUCAGUGGAGACCCUAGAGAUUGUACAAUCACUGCUCACUGCGGCCCAGCAAUGUCCCACCCACCAUGGGCACAUGGUCCUGCUGCGGAUCCCCUCUCAGUCUCUGGCAGCAUGGGCCCACCGGCGGCUCUCCAGAGUGAGGAGGCAGCUGGGUCUGGAGGACACUUUUGAAAUCAUACUGGGGAAUCCAAACCAGGCUCUGAGUAUUGGACAGAGCUUCACUGAUCAGAUCAAGACCUGGCUAAAGAUCCAGGAUGCUGACUGGGUUCCUCAGACCUACCUGGAGCUGGAGGCCCUUCCCUGCAUCCUGAUCCUAUCAGGAGCCGAGCCCCAGGGGGAAUCUAUGCCAAGGUCAUUGAAGUACUGUGAUCUCAGAGUGAUAAGCUGCUCCUACCUUCAGCGAACCACACUGGAACAAGAGCUAGGUCUGGCUGCUUAUCUAGUGAGAGCAGAGUCUCGACCCCCACACAACCCCGGACCAGGAAGUGACCUGCUGGAGAGUGACGCAGAGAAACUCAGCAGUACUGACAAUGAGGAGGAGGAAGGACAAGAGAAUGGGGACUCCCCUCUGUCCAGCAGCCAGCAGCUCCAGUCAUGUCCAGAGGGCGGAGCUUCAGAUCCCUUCCCUGCGCAAAGCACCACCUCUCCAAAUGUCCAGAAAGGGACAACAGACACCAUUCAACCUCCCUCAAAAUCACAGACUCAACUCCAACCUCAGCCCUCUCAAUCUUUUCCCUAUCCUCCAACUCCAUUGCACCAACCUCAAGUGCAGAGUUUUUCCCAGGCACAAACAAAUUCCCAACCCCACACUCAAACACUUUCCCAGCCCCACUCCCAAAUGCAAAUACCCAACCCUCAACCCCCUCCCUCUGCUCAGUCACGUCGCCAAAACUCCAAAUCCACCUCCUCUGGCUCCUUGUCUCCGCAAGCCUCCUCUCCUCACCUGAGCUGCUCCUGGGCGCGAGGUGUGAGUCGCCCGCCCUCUGUGCUCCUCCCUCGGGCCCUCUACGAUAUUAUCACAGCCAGUGACAGCAGCGGGCUUCCCCGAUGUACAUCAUUCCUGCCGCACAUGUCUGUCGCAUGGGCAAGCAGCUUCAGGCCCUUGCUGAGUAAGAUGAUGACAUGUACAGAGCAGUCACUGUACUAUCGCCAGUGGACGGUCCCUCGCUCCUACCACAUGGACAGCAGCAACCGCACUGAAGGUCGAAGCGACAACUUUCAUCCUCGCAGGCUGCUGCUCAGUGGACCUCCACAGGUGGGUAAGACAGGAGCGUACCUGCACUUCCUGGGUAUUCUGUCCCGGAUGCUGAUCAGGUUGAUGGAGGUGGAUAUCUACGAUGAAGAAGACAUCAACUACAGCUGUCAGGCUGAGGAGGUGCUGUACCACCCAUCCAAUGUUUCCUGGCCCAACCCAGACAUUGUGAAGACGAUGCCCUUUGACUACACCAUCCAUGACCCCAAAUAUGAGGAAAUCAGCUCUGUCUACUGCCCUGGAUAUAAAUCAAGUGCUGAUGGAAACCCUGUCCGCCAGGAAGAUGUUUACCUACGUAGGAGGACAUCCAGGAUCAAGCUGUCUAAAUAUGCGGCCUACAACACAUACCAUCACUGUGAACAGUGUCAUCAGUACCUGGGCAUCAACCCCAGAUACCAGAUGUAUGAGUCCACACUGCAUGCCUUCACAUUCACCCAUCUUCUACUUGGGGAAGAGAUCCAGCUGUACUUCAUCAUCCCCAAGUCUAAAGAGCACUACUUCAGCUUCAGCCAAUCAGGAGGCCAGCUGGAGAGCAUGCGGCUGCCGCUCACCUCCGAUUGGAGCCCGGAUUGCAUCAAAAGUCCAAUCUUCACCCCCACCACCGGUCGUCAUGAGCAUGGUCUGUUUAACCUGUACCAUGCUAUGGAUGGAGCCUCACAUCUACAUAUCCUGGUAGUCAAAGAAUAUGAGAUGGCCGUGUAUAAAAAGUACUGGCCCAACCACAUCAUGCUGGUUCUGCCCACUGUCUUCAACGGAGCUGGAAUAGGUGCUGCUCACUUCCUGAUAAAAGAGCUUUCGUAUCACAACUUGGAGUUGGAGCGCAGUCGGCGUUUGGAGGGAGGGGGCCCAGCCGGCGACGUCUGGCCCUUCAUCAUCCUGACCGAUGACUCCUGCGUUAUGUGGAACGCAGUGGACCUCGACGCGCGCAAUGGAGCAGUGGAGCACGCUGUGUCACUGAAGCACAUCUUACAGCACAUGGAGGCCUGUCCGGACCUGGCACACUACGGACUGUGUGGGGUCAGGAAGUGGAGCAGCCGCGGACUCACAGAUAACAAACUGAGGGAGCCCUUCUCAAGAGGUCACCUUCAUGACUUCCUUCUCCUCAAUGUCGACCGGAGCCAGAACGUCCAGUACGACCAGAACCGCUUCACCUGUCACGAUGUGGACUUCACGCUGAGGCUGCACAGCGCCGGCCUGCUCGUCUGCCGGUUCAACGCCUUCAGCGUCAUGAAGAAGCAGAUCGCCAUCGGAGGAUACAGAACGUUUAUUAUCAAGACCAAGACGACAGACGUUCCCACCUCAGUCGGGCCCUCGCAGUACAUCUGUGCCCCAGACAGCAAGCACCUUUUCUUGGCCACACCUGCUCAGCUCCUCCUGGAGAAAUACCUUCAACACACCAGCCAGAAGCUGUUUCCACACAGCACAAAGAACUACACACACCCUGUGCUGUCUGUGGACUGCUUUCUCAACCUUGGACCUGAGGUGACGGUGUGUUUUGUGAGUUCCAGACCUCACUCUGUGAACAUCAGCUCCACAGGGCUGCUGUUCAGUGGCCUCCUGCUCUGUUUUGCUGACUCCUUUGUGACUGCUGGGUUCCUCAAGAAGUUCUCCUUUCUCAAAGGAGCGACCCUGUGUGUCAUCAGUGCAGACCGCAGCUCUUUGAGGCAGACGGUGGGCAGGCUGGAGCUGGAGGAGGAGUGGAGGUUCAGGCUCAGCGAUGAAUUUCAGACUGCCAACGCAAAGGAAGACCGUCCGCUCUUCUUCCUGACAGGAAAACAUAUAUGACUUCAACACAUGUGUUCACUGGGCUCCACAGAGUCACUGUCAGGAUUGAAAUCAAAGAAAAUGAAGACAUGCACUAACAUACGUUCUGAAUGGACAAUACAAUGUUUUGGCCAAGGAAACGAGGAAUAUAUUUUUCAAAAUGUAUCUGUUGUGUGGUUUUAUUGACUCAUGAUUAUCCCAUGAGUUUGCAAGUGAUGUUCAGUAAACGUUCAGGAUAUUUAAGGAAGCUUUUUCUAUUAUUGAUAUGGUUUUGUUGAAGUUAGUGUGGUUUAUUCAACACCCCAUUAAUCACUUUCAUUGUAACCUGAAAAGAUUCAUAUUUAUGAUCUACUAGAAUUUGAGUAAUUUGGUGAUACAAGGGUUAAAGAACCAAAUAAUCUCAGUAAUUGCAGGUACUGCUUUUGUCUUUCUUUGUAUGUGUUUGCAGGUUUAUCUGCAUUUAAGUUUGUAUUGUAUUCUAUCGAGUUCUGCACACUUCUUUGCACCUGCACACAAUAUGAGAAGUUUUGAAAAGGGUAGACACAAUCAUUUGUGUGCAAUGGUAGCCGAUUUUUGGCCACAAUCUUUUUUAUUGGCUCCUUUUUGUAGAGGUUUGUUUUGCAUGUAUGUUUUUUCAUAUGAACCAGUAUAUUUUGUCAGUUUGUAUUAUGUAAAAAAAAAAGUACUUAUUCACUGUGUGUACAAUAAGUAAGGUUUUGUUUGAAUGUAAAACAUUGGUUAUGCCUUUUUCUUCAUAGAUUGUAUAUUGAUGUAAUUGUUGAAGAAACAAAAACAAUGAACAGUUUUAUAUGCUUUUAAUUGUAUAAAUGUACAGAAUUUUAGAUAUCUUCCAUGUGUGUUUUUGUACGUUUUUAACAAAGAAUUAAACAGACCUUAACAAAUCA